Molecule: messenger RNA, 1445 nt
Organism: Durio zibethinus
Lineage: Eukaryota; Viridiplantae; Streptophyta; Magnoliopsida; Malvales; Malvaceae
Product: phosphatidylinositol/phosphatidylcholine transfer protein SFH1-like
Source: RefSeq, a predicted model, not a curated record
AAAGUUUCAAUUUUUAUUCUCUUUUUUUCUUCCUCUAAACAAAUUCUGUCCUUUUUUUUUUUUCUCUCUUUUGGUGAUUCUCAAGUUUAAAUGUCCAAACUUUAAGCUAUAAAGAGAGCAAGAGGGAGAAACUAAGUAGAAUUAGAGCUUUUGUUUUUAGUUAAAGUUUUGGUUUUUGUUAUCAAAAUUUGUUCUUUACUUUGUUUUGUUUUUUGGUGUUUGUGAGGAAGGAAAUAGAAAAUGAGCAAUGAUCAUCAAGAAGAUAUCAAGCAAUUUCUGUCUUUGAUGGAAAAUGUUGAUGAGAGAAUGAAGGGCACAUUUCAGAACAUGCACCAUGGAUAUCCAACUGAAACUUUAGUCCGGUUUCUCAAAGCAAGAGAUUGGAAUGUUCAGAAAGCCCAUAAAAUGUUAAUUGAUUGCUUACAGUGGAGAAUACAGAAUGAGAUUGACAACAUAUUAGCAAAACCUAUUAUUCCCACUGACUUAUAUAGAGCAGUGCGAGAUUCUCAGCUUGUCGGAUUGUCGGGUUACUCAAAAGAGGGUCUUCCUGUCAUUGCUAUUGGUGUUGGGCUCAGCACAUAUGAUAAAGCAUCUGUUAAUUACUAUGUACAGUCUCACAUUCAAAUGAAUGAAUAUAGAGAUCGUGUAGUAUCGCCUAUGGCAACAGAAAAGUAUGGACGACAUAUUAGUACAUGUCUGAAGGUUUUGGAUAUGACUGGUUUGAAACUUUCAGCAUUGAACCAACUAAAGCUAUUGACUACUAUAUCAACAAUUGAUGACUUGAAUUAUCCCGAGAAGACACAGACAUAUUAUAUUGUCAAUGCGCCAUACAUAUUUUCGGCAUGUUGGAAGGCUGUAAAACCUCUCUUACAAGAAAGGACGAAGAGGAAAAUUCAGGUGCUUCAAGGUUGUGGAAGGGAUGAGUUACUGAAAAUAAUGGAUUAUUCGUCCCUCCCACAUUUUUGUAGAAAAGAAGGUUCCGGAUCCUUGCAUCACAGCAGCAAUGGAACCAUAGAUAAUUGUUUCUCAUUGGAUCAUACCUACCACCAACAGCUUUACAAUUACAUAAAGCAGCAAGCUAAGCAUAUGGAGACUAGUUUGCCGAUCAAACAGGGGUCAGUUCAUGUAGAAUUUCCUGAGCCGGAUCCAGAAGAUACCGAAAUUGCAGAGACCAUUGAAUCUGAGUUCCAUAGGCUUGCAGAACAGAAUGGUCGGCACUUGACGGCAAAAGGCUCAUCAACUACUUUAGAAUGAGAGGUCGUGUAUUUCAAUUAUCAAAGAGCCUUCUUGCAUCAGCUCGAUGCAGGUUUGAUAGACAACUAAUCUGGUGUAACUUGAUAUGCCACCUUACGGUGAAUAAUAUCACAUGCCUUUUCCGAAAUCUGUAGGAUCGGAAUUGCUUCUUUAAUAAUUUUCUUUUCAGCACCCGUGAAGGUUUAUCUAAC